Chlamydomonas reinhardtii is the source of this 1973-nucleotide messenger RNA. RefSeq lists its product as uncharacterized. The record is from RefSeq and is a predicted model, not a curated record. The transcript has 4 exons. NCBI's taxonomy places the organism in Eukaryota, Viridiplantae, Chlorophyta, Chlorophyceae, Chlamydomonadales, Chlamydomonadaceae. Bases 90 to 1358 code for a protein of 422 amino acids.
AAUCGGGCAUCACCAACCACAUCUUUGCCUGUGUGCGGGGCCCCAUCUGGGACCCGCAGCUCUCUCACCUGCACUGUGCCAAGUUUGAGAUGCCCGGUGAGGAGCCCAUGCAGGUGGAGGUCCGUGGCGCCCCCCAGGCGGCUGGGACGGCCACGACAGCUGCGGCAGGCAGCCCUACUCCGGCUGCAGCUGGGGUCGCCGACCUGGGUGGCAACACCUUGGGUGGGGUGCGGCCCGCGGCUGCCAUGGCGACCGCAGCGGACAUCGUUGACCACGUGGGGGACGUGCAGAUGCAGGAGGCAGCGGGUUUGGGUGACGCGGCGGCUGCAGCUGGUGGCGCCAGCGGGCCAUACAGCGGGGCCCCGCCCCCGGUGCCAGUUCUGGUGGCGGGGGGAAGCAACCGUGCUGCUGCGGCUGCCCUGCGGGCCGCGCUGCAGCAGCAGCCCUCUUCACAGCAGCGGGUGGCAGCGGGAGGGCUUAGCGGGGUCCAGCCGGUGGCAGUUGACCACGUGGGGGACGUGCAGAUGCAGGAGGCGGCGGGUGUGGGUGACGCAGCGGCUGCCGCUGGUGGCGCCAGCGGACCACCCGCCGUGGCCUCGCCCUCGCUGCCAGUUCUGGUGGCGGGGGGAAGCAACCGUGCUGCUGCGGCUGCCCUGCGGGCCGCGCUGCAGCAGCAGCCCUCUUCACAGCAGCGGGUGGCAGCGGGAGGGCUUAGCGGGGUCCAGCCGGUGGCAGUUGACCACGUGGGGGACGUGCAGAUGCAGGAGGCGGCGGGUGUGGGUGACGCAGCGGCUGCCGCUGGUGGCGCCAGCGGACCACCCGCCGUGGCCUCGCCCUCGCUGCCAGCUCUGGUGGCGGGGGGAAGCACCCGUGCUGCUGCGGCUCCCCUGAGGGCCGAGCGGCAGCAGCAGCCCUCUUCACAGCAGCGGGUGGCAGCGGGAGGGCUUAGCGGGGGGCAGCCGUCGGCAGGCGUGGGGGGGCCGCCGGCGGCCAGGCCUCGCCCUGCCGAUGCUGGGCCGGCUGGCGCGCAGCAGCAGCCCAGUGGGGCUCCCGCGCCACAGCCGCCCUUUGAUCAGCGGGCAGCCGCCAGGCAGGAUCAGCAGCUGGCAGCUGCGAUGCAGCGGUACUUGGCCGAGCUGGCGGACCUCCAUCUCCAGCAGCAACGGCGGGUACAGCAACAGCAGCAGCAGGAGCAGCAGCGCCAGCUUCUCACCGCGCAGCUCAAGGCGGCUAAGCUGGAGCACUUUGUGGCCAUCUGGACGGCGGGUGGCGCGCUUUGUGAAGUGGAGGAGGUUCAGGGUGGGUCACCGAAGUUGAACUUGCGGCUGACGCUUGCAUCACCUGUGCAGGCCCCCUAGGUUUCCCUUUGGGCGGCGUUUCUUUCCAGGCGCUGGCGUGGCGUAUUAUCGUCAUCAGCUUAUCUGGCGCCCAUGUGUUUUAGCUCUGGGUGGCGUCGCAGCGCCUGGGCGGCUGUGAGCCUUCCUGCACAGCGCGUCUUGCAGCGGGCUGGAGCCCGAUUAGUCAGCGCCACAUCUGGCCCGUUUAGUUUCUGCUUGUGCCUCCUCUGCCGGUUCCCCUGGGGUGUUGCUUAAGCAACCGACUUGUGGGGGUGGGGUGGGUUACGGCGGGUCGAGUGAUGGUAGCACUGGUGUUUUCCUUUCUGGCGGUGGUGGUGGUUCUUGCGGUUGGGCUGUGGUGUAGGUUGGUGCUUGGGUUAGGUCUGGCGGUGUUUUUGUGCAACCCCUCCCGGGGGGCGGGGGGGCCAGCCUCCUGCUCUGUCUGCCGGGUCGGGGUGGGGUGGGGUGGGAUGGGUGGGGGUGGUUGUUGGCGCUUUCGAGGUGUUGGCUUUCUGCUUUCUUCUCUUUUCUUCUCUUCUUGCCCUGUCAGGGUUCUGGUCUCGGGGACCAGGCUGUCUUCAGGCAGCAGGGGGGCAGCGCGUCUGCCCCUGUUCAACCUUGUAAGGAUGAUUCCUC